AUGGGUGUUGAAUUUCAACCUAAUAAUACUGUUAAAGAAAGGCGGCAAAUCGAUACUGAAGCAACUCUUUCUCCUCCUCCUUUGGUACUGGGAUUGCAGCCAGCCGCCUUGGUCGACCACGUGGCCAAAGUUGAUUGGUCCCUCCUCUCCCAAAUUCCGGGAGAAUCCGGUGGCUCCUUCCCUGUUGCUGCUGAAGAACUAAAUCAUAUAUUGAGUGAGGUAAACACACACAUUCUGUCUCUCCCUGAUGAGUCAUCUCCUACAAAAACCAUUGCUGGAGGGAGUGUCGCAAAUACAAUUAGGGGGCUAGCUGCUGGCUUCGGGUUGAAUUGCGGGAUAAUUGGGGCUUGUGGUGAUGACGAGCAAGGUAGCUUGUUCAUAAAUAAUAUGAGCUCUUACAACAUUGAUUUGUCCAGAUUGAGGUUAAAAAGUGGGCGAACAGCUCAGUGUGUAUGUUUGGUCGAUCAACUGGGAAAUCGGACAAUGAGACCAUGCCUCUCUGGUGCAGUCAAAGUUCAGGCAGAUGAACUCAAACGAGAAGAUUUUAAAGGUUGCAAGUGGUUGGUGAUGAGAUAUGCCAUAUUGAACUUGGACAUCAUUCACUCGGCUAUCCGAAUUGCAAAGGAAGAAGGUCUUUUUGUUUCACUUGAUCUGGCCAGCUUUGAGAUGGUACGGAAGUUUAGGGUCCCUCUUCAACAGUUACUGGAGUCCGGGAAUAUAGACCUUUGCUUUGCCAAUGAGGAUGAAGCAACAGAACUCUUAAGGGGUGAGGAAAAUGUAAAUUAUGAGGCGGCACUUGAAUAUCUGUCCAGGCACUGCCAGUGGGCUGUUGUUACAUUGGGUUCAAAUGGAUGCAUUGCAAAGAACAAAAAAGAGGUUGUUCGAGUACCUGCUAUCAGUAAAGUAAAGGCGACUGAUGCCACGGGAGCUGGAGACCUUUUUGCCUGUGGGUUUUUGUAUGGACUGAUAAAGGGGUUUUCGCUGGAGGAAUGUUGUAGAUUAGGUUCUUGUACUGGCGGAUCUGUGGUUCGAGCGCUUGGUGGUGAGGUAACACCAGAAAACUGGCAGUGGAUGUAUACUCAAAUGAAAAAUGACGGACUUCCGGUCCCUGAAUUGAUGAAUUCUGGCUUCUGA
This is a messenger RNA of Oldenlandia corymbosa var. corymbosa, 1134 nucleotides long. NCBI's taxonomy places the organism in Eukaryota, Viridiplantae, Streptophyta, Magnoliopsida, Gentianales, Rubiaceae. The record is from the annotation of a GenBank genome assembly.